Messenger RNA from Vicia villosa (hairy vetch), 3633 nucleotides. Its product is annotated as potassium channel SKOR-like. Gene Ontology annotation, molecular function: voltage-gated potassium channel activity; protein binding. Gene Ontology annotation, biological process: potassium ion transport; transmembrane transport. The transcript is spliced from 13 exons. Gene Ontology annotation, cellular component: membrane. The record is from RefSeq and is a predicted model, not a curated record. Bases 1285 to 3465 code for a protein of 726 amino acids. NCBI's taxonomy places the organism in Eukaryota, Viridiplantae, Streptophyta, Magnoliopsida, Fabales, Fabaceae.
CAAAUAAAAUAAGUUUUUAAACAUGCUAAUAACUAAUAAGUCAAUUAAACUUUAAAAAGUUUAGACUUAAAUUUAAAAAUAAACAUAUAAUAAAUUACCAAUCAAACUUAAAUUUUAAAGAUUUUCAAUAGAUUAAACUUAAAUUUAACAAAAGUAGCUCGACUCAACCUAUUCUGAUUUCUAAUCUUAAUUUUGUCUAAAUAAUAAAUACAUAAUAGUAAAAGACAUGGUGGCAAACGGGCAAGCCCGUCCCAUUUAGGCCCGCCCCGCAAAAGCAUGGAAAUAAUGGGGCGGGGUGAGACAGACAUAUUUGAUUGUGCGGGUUUAAAAUUUUGUCCCGCCCCGCAAAAAAAUGAGAGCGGGGCGGGAAAACCCGCAGAGAAUGAAUCUUUUAAGCCUAAAAAUAAUAAAAUUGUAUGAAAAAGCUAAUGCCCGCAAAAAAACGAGACGGAGCGAAGCGGAGCGGACACAUUAAAGGAAGUAGACCUAAAACUUUGUCCCGCCCCGCGUAAAAGUGCGGACAGAACAGACUUUCCCAAUGAGCCGGACCCGUUUUUGCCACCCCUAAGCAAAACUAUGAGUGACAAUUGUUGAGAAAUUAACUUACACUUUCCACUUUAAGUUUAAAAAUUACCAAAAAAAAUUAUAUUAAUUCUCGCGCCCAUGUCAAAGAUAGUGCGGAUAGAACCAUAGAAGAUGGAGUCCAAAACUUUGAACCGUCCCAAAAAUAAUUGUUUAUAACAGGGAGUAUGGACUUAUUUGCCAUCGUCAAGCAAAAAAAAAUUGGAGCCAAUUUUUUAAAUAGUUAAAUAAUAAUAAUAAUAAUAAUAAUAAUAAUAAUAAUAAUAAUAAUAAUAAUAAUAAUAAUAAUAAUAAUAAUAAUAAUAUUUUUAAAUACAGAAAAAGAGCAGACAUGGGAGCACGUGAGAGAAGUUCACAACAGCAGGGGGCUGCACACCGUGGUUGAACGAGGCUGUUGGAGGAGGCACACGGUGAAGAAAAGGAAAAAUGAAGGGGGCGAAACGCCACCACAAAGGCAUGGAAUUUCCCGUUGUACGCGUCGGCGGGAUGCGUUCAGGCGUUCUGGUGGCGAGAUGUAUGUCUGGCCUUGAAGAUGGCUGUUGACCGGAGAUGGUGGAUGAGCUAUCGGCGGGGAGUCGGUUCCAUGUUAAUUAAAUCCACAGACGCAACUUGAACAAAAAUUGACCCGUUUUUAUUCGGUGGUAUCGGGCAUGGAUCAAGUUCAUAUUAUUAUGGGCAGUAUAUUCAUCAUUCUUCACCCCAAUGGAGUUUGGAUUUUUUCGUGGCCUGCCAGAGAAUCUCUUUAUACUGGACAUCAUAGGACAAAUAGCUUUUCUUGUAGACAUUGUUUUGCAGUUCUUUGUCGCUUUUAGAGACAGUCAAACCUAUCACAUGGUCUACAGGCGUACUCCUAUUGCUCUGCGGUAUCUAAAAUCUAGUUUUGUCAUUGAUCUUCUUGGAUGUAUGCCCUGGGACCUCAUCUACAAGGCUUGUGGACGGAGAGAGGAAGUGAGGUUCCUAUUGUGGAUCAGAUUAUAUAGGGCGCAGAGAGUCGUGCAAUUUUUCAGGAAUUUGGAAAAAGACAUACGUGUCAAUUACAUUAUUGCUCGGAUUGUGAAGCUUUUAGUUGUUGAACUCUACUGCACCCACACCGCAGCUUGCAUUUUCUAUUAUUUGGCUACUACACUACCUGAAUCGCAAGAGGGUUACACGUGGAUAGGAAGUUUGAAACUGGGUGACUAUAGUUAUUCAAAAUUCAGAGAAAUUGAUCUUUGGAAGCGCUACACAACAUCAAUGUAUUUUGCUAUUGUUACGAUGGCUACUGUUGGCUAUGGUGAUAUACAUGCUGUAAAUAUGAGGGAGAUGAUAUUCAUAAUGGUUUAUGUUUCAUUUGAUAUGGUUCUUGGUGCUUAUUUGAUCGGUAACAUGACGGCUUUAAUAGUCAAGGGAUCAAAGACUGAAAAGUUUAGGGACAGGAUGACAGAUUUGAUGAAAUAUAUGAAUAGAAAUAAACUUGGUAGGGAUAUCCGUGAACAAAUAAAGGGUCAUGUUCGCUUGCAGUUUGAGAGCAGCUACACCGACGCUGCUGUCCUUAAGGACAUUCCCAUUUCUAUUCGAUCUAAGAUAUCCCAAUCAUUGUAUUUGCCAUAUAUUGAAAACAUUCCUCUUUUUAAAGAAUGCUCUUCAGAAUUCAUCAACCAGAUUGUUACUAGGCUCCAUGAGGAAUUCUUUCUUCCAGGAGAAGUCAUAAUGCAACAAGGACACGCUGUUGAUCAACUAUAUUUUGUCUGUGAUGGUGUGCUGGAAGAAGUAGGCACAGCUGACGAUGGGUCCGAAGAAACUGUUUCACUUUUAGAGCGCAAUAGUUCAUUUGGAGAAAUAUCUAUUCUUUGCAACAUUCCUCAGCCAUAUACUGUCCGUGUUUGUGAACUGUGUAGGGUCCUGCGGCUUGAUAAACAAUCAUUUUCAAAUAUCUUAGAUAUAUACUUUUAUGAUGGGAAGAAAGUAUUAGACAAUCUUGUAGAGGGAAAAGAGUCUAUUAGAGGUAAGCAAUUGGAGUCAGACAUCACAUUUCAUAUUGGAAAGCUAGAAUCUGAACUUGCUUUGAAGGUCAAUAGAGCAGCUUUUGAUGGUGAUAUGUAUCAGCUAAUAAGUUUGAUUCGAGCUGGAGCUGAUCCAAAGAAGACAGAUUAUGAUGGAAGGUCACCUUUGCAUCUUGCGGCAUGCAGAGGAUAUGAAGAUAUCACACUUCUCCUAAUUCAUGAAGGUGUAGAGAUCAACAUCAAAGAUAACUUCGGGAACACACCACUACUUGAAGCAGUUAAGAAUGGACACGAUCGGAUUGCUUCUUUACUUGUUAGGGAAGGGGCCUCUAUGAAGAUAGAUGAUGGUGGUAGUUUUUUAUGCCAAGCAGUUGCAAGAGGAGAUUCGGAUUAUCUUAAAAGGCUUUUAUCUAAUGGAAUGGAUCCCAAUUUGAAAAAUUAUGACUAUCGAACCCCUCUACAUGUUGCUGCAUCUGAAGGUUUAAUCUUCAUGGCAAAGUUGCUAUUAGAAGCUGGAGCCAGUGUUUUUACUAAAGACAGGUGGGGAAAUACUCCGCUUGAUGAAGCUCGAAUGAGUGGAAAUAAGAAUCUGAUAAAGAUGCUGGAAGAUGCAAAAUCUGCUCAGUUGACAGAAUACCCUUUUCCCCAAGAAAUUACAGAUAAAGUACAUCCAAAGAAGUGCACAGUGUUCCCUUUCCACCCAUGGGAUCCAAAAGAGUGUAGAAAAAAUGGAAUAGUAUUAUGGGUUCCACACACCAUUGAAGAGCUAAUCAAAACAGCAGCAGAACAGAUAGGAUUUUCUAGUGACUCUUGUAUUUUAUCAGAAGAUGCUGGUAAAAUUAUUGAUGUGGGCAUGAUUAAGGAUGAUCAGAAACUGUAUUUAGUCCUUGAAACACAUUAGGCAAUUAUAUUAUGGUUCUUUUACAAUCAUAUAAUAAUGUGGCCUCUUUGUAAUGUGCUGUAAUAUAGAAAUAAGCUCAAUAUUUGAUCGUAUUAAUGUUAUGCAGUUAAUUUAUGGUAAAUGUCCAACGCAAUGUAGGAGGAUUGCUUGCGCGUAUCGACAGAGAAA